This is a messenger RNA of Ahaetulla prasina, 3406 nucleotides long. It is a transcript of the gene CTU1, whose product is annotated as cytosolic thiouridylase subunit 1. Gene Ontology annotation, biological process: tRNA wobble position uridine thiolation. The transcript has 2 exons. Bases 51 to 1112 code for a protein of 353 amino acids. Gene Ontology annotation, molecular function: tRNA binding. NCBI's taxonomy places the organism in Eukaryota, Metazoa, Chordata, Lepidosauria, Squamata, Colubridae. Gene Ontology annotation, cellular component: mitochondrion; cytosolic tRNA wobble base thiouridylase complex. The record is from RefSeq and is a predicted model, not a curated record.
GCGUAGUUCCUCCCGGCCUCGCGGGCGGCCCAGUCUUCCGUCUGGCAGGGAUGCCGCCGGUGCCCGUUCUUUGCGGGAGCUGCGGGGCUGAGCGGGCCGCGCUCCGUCGCCCCAAAACCGGCCAGGCGCUGUGCCGGAGCUGCUUCGCGGCCGCUUUCGAAGCGGAGGUGCACGAGACCAUCGUGUCCGCGGGGCUUUUCCAGCCGGGCGAGACGGUGGCUAUCGGGGCGUCGGGAGGGAAGGACUCGACGGUGCUGGCGCACGUGCUGCGCCUGCUGAACCAGCGCCACGGCUACGGCCUGCGCCUCGUGCUGCUUUCCGUCGACGAGGGCAUCGCGGGCUACCGGGACGACUCGCUGGCCGCCGUCCAGCGCAACCGGGGCCGCCUGGGCUUGCCUUUGCACGUGGUCUCCUACCGGGAGCUUUACGGAUGGAGCAUGGACCGCAUCGUCCAGCACACCGGCUCCAGGAACAACUGCACCUUCUGCGGCGUCUUCCGCAGGCAGGCGCUCGACCGGGGCGCCGUUCUCGUAGGGGCCGACAAGAUAGCCACAGGUCAUAACGCUGAUGACGUAGCUGAGACAAUCUUGAUGAAUUUCCUGCGGGGUGACGUUGGCCGGCUUCAACGCUGCGCCGAAAUCCUGACGGGCGGUGAGGGAACCCUGCCUCGCUGCAAGCCGCUGAAGCACGCUUACGAAAAAGAGAUUGUGCUCUAUGCCUACUUCCAAGGGUUGGAUUACUUCAGCACCGAGUGCGUGUACGCCCCCAAUGCCUACCGGGGCCAUGUCCGUGCCUUGCUGAAAGACCUGGAAGCUAUCCGGCCCAGCUCAGUGGCUGAUUUGGUGCACUCGGGGGAGCGCCUGGCGAUCCGUAAGGACAUUCGCUUGCCCGUCCAGGGCACCUGCCGGCGGUGCGGCUACUUCUCUAGCCAGCCCCUUUGCAAAGCUUGUGUGCUGCUGGAGGGGCUCAACCGUGGACUCCCUAAACUGGCCAUUGGCAAAACCAACCGACUGCAGAAGGCUUUGUUGGAGGGGGAAAAGCCAGAGGUUGGAUUAGAAAUGGAGGAGAGCUCAAGGAAACCAAGCCGGAUUGGAAGGACAAUAGACUUCUGAACUCCCUCUUUUUAUGUCCUGGUCAGGGUUGCUGAGAAUGAAUGGCAUAGAAUGAAUGGCAUAGAUCAGGGAGUUGGGAAGCAGUGCACCCCCCCAUCCCAGUUGCUGGACCACAAGUCCCAGCAGGAUGGGCAAGGGUGAUGGUUCUUGGUACAGCCAUCUUGCAAAAGUCAUUAGAUUCCCGGCUGCAGUAGUGGUUUCAGUCAAUGCGUUUGCAUUAAAGGGGCAGGAACCACCUUCUGUGCUGUCCUUCCCUGAUAAGGAGCCCUCUUGGGCAGCAGUCACCAACUGGUGGUCUGUGAGAAAAUUUUGGUGGUCCGCAGAAAAAUUAUUUGCAUUUUUUAUAUUGCACUAAAUCAGGGGUCCUCAAACUGAACCGGAUAUGUGCAAUGAAUGUUUGUUUUGCUGCAGAGAGUCUCCCCCUUUGGGGUUUUUUUUUGUGUGAGUCAGAGGGGGGCAUAAAUUCUCACCUGGGGUCUGCUUCAGCCUCCUGGUGCAGUGGUUUGGGCAAAGGCUGGAAGGAAGUGCCGCUGGUGGCGAAGAGCUGGAGGGCCUCGUUCCAGUGGGACUGCAUCAUGGCCUGGAACUGGCUGAUCAUCUCAGCCCGUUGAGCCUCCAGGUGCCGGUACCUGGCGUUGCACUUCCGUAGGUCUUCCCUCUGCUUGGAAAGCCUAUGCUCCUAGUCCUGAGUGAGGUGCUUCUGCUGAGCCUCCCUGGAGUGGGGAGGGAAUGGGGAUUUUGCAGUAUCCUUCCCCUGGAGUGGGGUGGGAAUGGAGACUUUGCAGUAUCCUUCCCCUGCCACAGGCACAGAACCAGUAGUAAAAAAAAUUGGAUUUCACCACUGGUUUUGUUACGUGUAUGUUCCUACUGCUCUUUGGCAAACAGAAUUGUCUUGUCCUUACUGAGAUUCAAACUGUUGUGUGGUCUCUAAAAUAGCAGAAUUUUUCAGUUUCCUUAAAAAAAAUGCUUUGAAUAUAAAUUGUUCUGAUUUUGUUGCCUCUCCCUUUUUAGCCACCGUGCUACUGGCUAUCUUGCACAGUUAGAAAACACCUAGUCACCUAGUCAUCGUUUGCUCAAUGUCAGUUCUCCCAUUUGCAAUUUGGGAUGGCAGUUAUCAAACAGUAGCCAUCAGCUGCGUCUCUGUGAUUCUGAAGCAGUGAAAACCACAGAAAAAUUUAUUUCUUCGUUGCUCCUUUUAUAGACAUUUGAACCAGGUUUAUCCUCCUCCUGACCAUCAGAUACCCUGAUUUCUCAGCCUAGGCCCAGAUUCUCCUUAGAGAUGAGCUGCCAUUUAUUAUUACAUCCUGUUGCGCUAUCAUUUCUACUUGAACCUGUGUGAGGAACUAACUGUGCUCCUCAUAAAGGAGUUCCUAAGCAGAGACAACCAUGGGAACAUCUACCUACCAUGGCUAUGAUUUGAGGAUAUCUGGGGGUCCCUCAAGAAGAUCAUGAGAGGUUUGCAAACUCAAAAUUAUUUGCCAGAUAUUGAAGAUAUUUGGAAACAUUUAAACAAUGUUUUGGAAACAAGAUAUUUGGAAACAAUGUUUUGGAAACAAGAUAUUUGGAAACAUUUAAACAAAUAUUUUCUAAAUUUGAAUUUAGAAAAUAAAAUAGACGAUAUUCAGGUUAAGGUAGAUAGGGCAGAUGAAGAAAGGGUUAUAUUACAAUAUAAAUUAAUGAAAUAUGCUAUAAGGGUGAGAGGAUUAAAAGAAUGUUCUUAUUAUUUUUCAUUUGUUAAAAAAAGACAAGACAAAUUGCACCAAGACAAAUUCCUUAUGUGUCCAAUCACACUUGGCCAAUAAAAAAAUUCUAUUCUAUUCUAUUCUAUUCUAUUCUAUUCUAUUCUAUUCUAUUCUAUUCUAUUCUAAAAUACUAUUUUUCCCCCAUGAACAGUAUUUUAUUUACAUUAAUAUCUAGCAAAGAUAUUCAACCUUGGCAACCUUAAGACUUGUGGACUUCACUCCCAGAAUUCCCCAACCAGCUUGUUGAAGUCCAAGAAGUUUUAAAAUUGCCAAGAUUGAACAUCCCUGAUCUAGUGGGUUUAAUACUGUAUUGUUAUUUUUACAUGAUUCAAUAAAUAUAAACACUGUUUUAGCAGAAAAUAAGACCACUCUCACCUGUAAUGUAGCCAAAUUUUGUCUUGCUGCCACAAGAAUGAGGAAAUUAGCAUCAUCCAAUAAAAUUGUAUUUUCAUGACACAUUUACAAUUUCCUAUUUGUUGUCUUCUUUUAAACUCUUUAAAUUGUUUUUUGUUAUUUUUGUGAUGUGUGUAUAAUGUUUAUAUAUGUGUAUAA